AUGUCGGCAGGACACCGCAUGGAAGCCGCCCUCGAAGGCGUUCCCUUUCGCGUUGUUGACAAGAACAAGCGAGCAUGCCAAGACAAAGUUGCUGCUUUGAUCAAGAAGCACAAGCAAGAGUCAGCAGCCAGUCGCUGGGCAAGUGGAGUUACUGAAGAGCUCACGGAGCUGAGCAACCUAAUUGAAGCUUACUGGCAGUUGAAGUCUCAAUUUGAAGAGAAGAAGCAAGCUGCCAGCGACGAAGCGAAGCGCAAGCAGAAACGCCUAGCAGCAGCUGGGGGCAAAGCCAUAAGUAAGGCUGCUCUGAGCCGCGGCAACGGAAGGUGUACGGCGUACACCUCCAACGUCGGAUAA
Molecule: messenger RNA, 354 nt
Organism: Phytophthora nicotianae INRA-310
Lineage: Eukaryota; Oomycota; Peronosporomycetes; Peronosporales; Peronosporaceae
Exons: 3
Coding region: 1-354 (117 amino acids)
Source: RefSeq, a predicted model, not a curated record